AUGGACCGGUAUAAUGAUUUCAUAUAUUUAUGUAAAAAAUAUGACAAUAAUAUAAACUUUAUAAGAAGGGAUAUAAAAUGUAAAGACAAUUUUUUGGUUAAAAGCAGUGAAAUAUAUACCAAGAUAUUUAGUAAUUGCGAUUAUAUAGAUAAUAAUACUUUAAAAACAUAUGGCUUAUUCUUUGUAAGUAGUAAAUAUGAGGAAAUUACCAAAAAAAGCCGGGUUAAAAAUAAAGAUAAUUUAUCAUAUUCAAUAAAUAGAAUAUCAAAUGAGAUUAAAAAUUUACAGCCAAAAACAGAUAUACACAAAUCUGUUUUAAAUUGCUUAACGAAUUUGUUAAGUAUAUUUGUUGAUAUUCUUAAUAAAUAUGAACAAAAUUUAAGUAGUUAUCAUGUGAAAUUAAAUAAAUAUACGAAUUUUUAUUUUUAUGAUACCAAUAAUAUUAAAUGCAAUUUAAGUUAUUUAAACACAUUAAAUAAUUAUAUAUAUUCUCCCCACGCCUCUGAUACACAAUUAAAAAAAAAUGGAAAUAACGAUUUUUGUGAAAACUUUAAAAUUAGUUCUCUGAAUGUAAACACUUCCCAUGGCAUUGGCUAUAAAGAGACGGAAAAUUUUGUAAACUAUGAUAAAAAAUAUAUUAAUGAUAUAAAUAAAGAUCAAAAUAUAAAAAAUAAUGUAAAUUAUUAUGAUCGUAACAAUGAAUUUUUAAAGCCUGAAAAAAAUCUAUCAUAUAAUAAAGAACCCUCAAAUAACAUUUUCGAACACAAUUUAAUUAAAGACAUUGAUAAUAAUGAUAAUAUGAAUAACAAAUUGCGUAACAGAAAAAAGAAAGAGAUAGUAUAUGAUACAUUCAUUUUAGAGGAAGAAGAAAAAAAAAAAAAUGAAAACCGAUUUAAUGAGGGAUAUGAAUUAAAUAAUAACCAGAAAUUAGAAUUCAAAAAAUUUGUAGAUUUAUUUGAAAAGGAAGAAAAUACAUAUAUAAUGGAAACUAAAAAUAAAAUAGCUAAAAUAAAUAAUUUAAUGAAUAUAUUUGUAAAUAAAAUAUAUGAACAAAAUGAAAAUUUAAAAAUGAUUGAACAUAUAGUAGAAGAAAGUAUAGAAAAUGUUUCUCAAGGGAAUACUUAUUUAACUAAAAUAAAAAAUAAAAAAAGCAUGAACUCACUUAUAUUUUUUAUUCUAAUAUUUACAUCUGUUUUUUUGUUUAUAUUUGAUUUUUUUCGAUAA
Plasmodium yoelii is the source of this 1224-nucleotide messenger RNA. Its product is annotated as Qa-SNARE protein, putative. The transcript has a single exon. Bases 1 to 1224 code for a protein of 407 amino acids. Gene Ontology annotation, cellular component: endoplasmic reticulum; SNARE complex. Lineage: Eukaryota; Apicomplexa; Aconoidasida; Haemosporida; Plasmodiidae. The record is from RefSeq and is a predicted model, not a curated record. Gene Ontology annotation, biological process: retrograde vesicle-mediated transport, Golgi to endoplasmic reticulum.